AGUCUUGGCCUCGGCCUCGAGCCGCGUGUCUACACCCUCCCAACCCUUUUCUAGUUCCUGGGAGUUUGCACGUUGCCGCCGCCGACCUUCCCUCCUCCAGAUUCUUUUCCGCGUCCUGCCUCUCCUCAGCUCCACCCAAGGCCAGCUCUCGAGUCUCCCCGGGCUUUUGGGGGACACUUUUUUGGGCCCCAUUCGGGUUGCCUACCGGAUACCGGGGCGGGAAGUGGAGAAGGCGGUGGCCGCUCACGAGCCGGACUCAGGCAGGCCCGUCCUGUUAGUUCUGUGGUGAAUCCAUAAAGCUCUGUGUCGAAGUGGAGGGAGCGGGCCCUGGCCACGCGGGCUGUGUGACCCCAGGGUGCCUGAGGCCUCGCCGCGAGGACUUGGCUCCCUCCGGAGCGGCGGCCCCUGGAGGGCUGUCCCUGCUAAGGAGCUCCCCUCGGGUCCAGCCCGCAGACAACAGAUGGUCGGAGUGCCCAGGAGUCUGGACGAACAAGCUCCUGAGGUAAACCAGGUCCCUCUGCAGCCAUGUCAGCCAAGGCAAUUUCCGAGCAGACCGGCAAAGAACUCCUUUACAAGUACAUCUGUACCACCUCAGCCAUCCAGAACCGGUUCAAGUAUGCCCGCGUUACCCCUGACACAGACUGGGCACGUCUGCUGCAGGACCACCCCUGGCUGCUCAGCCAGAGCUUGGUAGUCAAGCCAGACCAGCUGAUCAAACGUCGAGGAAAGCUUGGCCUAGUCGGGGUCAACCUCACUGUGGAUGGAGUCAAAUCCUGGCUGAAACCCCGACUGGGACACGAGGCCACGGUCGGCAAAGCCAGAGGCCUCCUCAAGAACUUCCUGAUUGAACCCUUUGUCCCCCACAGUCAGGCGGAGGAGUUCUAUGUGUGCAUCUAUGCUACUCGGGAAGGAGACUACGUCCUGUUCCACCAUGAAGGGGGUGUGGAUGUGGGCGACGUGGACGCCAAAGCCCAGAAGCUGCUUGUGGGUGUGGAUGAGAAGCUGAACACUGAGGACAUUAAGAGACACCUGUUGGUCCAUGCCCCUGAAGACAAGAAAGAAGUCCUGGCCAGCUUCAUCUCUGGCCUGUUCAAUUUCUACGAGGAUCUGUACUUUACCUACCUUGAGAUCAACCCUCUUGUGGUGACCAAAGAUGGUGUCUACAUCCUUGACUUGGCAGCCAAGGUGGAUGCCACGGCUGACUACAUCUGCAAAGUGAAAUGGGGUGAUAUAGAGUUCCCUCCCCCUUUUGGGCGCGAGGCAUAUCCAGAGGAGGCCUACAUUGCAGACCUGGAUGCCAAAAGCGGGGCAAGCUUGAAGCUGACCUUGCUGAACCCCAAGGGGCGGAUCUGGACCAUGGUUGCUGGGGGUGGCGCCUCGGUCGUGUACAGUGAUACCAUCUGUGAUCUUGGAGGUGUCAAUGAGCUGGCGAAUUACGGGGAGUACUCUGGUGCUCCCAGUGAACAACAGACCUAUGAUUAUGCCAAGACCAUCCUCUCACUUAUGACUCGAGAGAAGCACCCAGAUGGCAAGAUCCUCAUCAUUGGAGGCAGCAUCGCAAACUUCACCAAUGUGGCUGCUACCUUCAAGGGCAUUGUGAGAGCAAUUCGAGAUUACCAGGGUCCCCUGAAGGAGCAUGAGGUCACAAUCUUUGUCCGAAGAGGUGGCCCUAACUAUCAAGAGGGAUUACGAGUGAUGGGAGAAGUUGGGAAGACCACUGGAAUCCCCAUCCAUGUCUUUGGCACAGAAACUCACAUGACGGCCAUUGUGGGCAUGGCCCUGGGCCACCGGCCCAUCCCCAACCAGCCACCCACAGCAGCUCACACUGCCAACUUCCUCCUUAAUGCCAGUGGGAGCACAUCGACUCCAGCACCCAGCCGGACAGCAUCUUUUUCUGAAUCCAGGGCUGAUGAAGUGGCGCCUGCAAAGAAAGCCAAACCAGCCAUGCCCCAAGAUUCAGUCCCAAGUCCAAGAUCCCUGCAAGGAAAGAGUGCCACCCUCUUCAGCCGCCAUACCAAAGCUAUCGUGUGGGGCAUGCAGACCCGGGCUGUGCAAGGCAUGUUGGACUUCGACUAUGUGUGCUCCCGAGAUGAACCCUCAGUAGCUGCCAUGGUCUACCCUUUCACUGGGGAUCACAAGCAGAAGUUUUACUGGGGGCACAAGGAAAUCCUGAUCCCUGUCUUCAAGAACAUGGCUGAUGCCAUGAAGAAGCACCCAGAGGUAGACGUGCUGAUUAACUUUGCCUCUCUGCGAUCCGCUUAUGACAGUACCAUGGAGACCAUGAGCUAUGCACAGAUCCGGACCAUAGCCAUCAUAGCCGAAGGCAUCCCCGAGGCCCUGACUCGGAAGCUCAUCAAGAAGGCCGACCAGAAGGGAGUGACCAUCAUUGGGCCAGCCACGGUUGGGGGCAUCAAGCCUGGAUGCUUUAAGAUUGGGAACACUGGUGGGAUGCUGGACAACAUCCUGGCCUCCAAACUGUACCGCCCAGGCAGUGUGGCCUAUGUCUCACGUUCUGGAGGCAUGUCUAACGAACUCAACAAUAUCAUCUCUCGGACCACAGAUGGUGUCUAUGAGGGUGUGGCCAUCGGCGGGGACAGGUACCCGGGCUCCACAUUCAUGGAUCAUGUGCUACGUUACCAGGACACCCCAGGAGUCAAGAUGAUUGUAGUUCUUGGGGAAAUAGGGGGCACAGAGGAGUAUAAGAUCUGCCGGGGCAUCAAGGAGGGCCGCCUCACCAAGCCAGUGGUCUGCUGGUGCAUCGGGACCUGUGCCACCAUGUUCUCCUCUGAGGUCCAGUUUGGCCAUGCUGGAGCUUGUGCCAACCAGGCUUCUGAAACUGCAGUAGCCAAGAACCAGGCCUUGAAGGAGGCAGGAGUGUUUGUACCCCGAAGCUUCGAUGAGCUUGGAGAAAUCAUUCAGUCCGUGUAUGAAGAUCUUGUGGCCAAAGGAGCCAUUGUACCUGCUCAGGAAGUGCCACCUCCAACAGUGCCCAUGGACUACUCUUGGGCCAGGGAGCUGGGUUUGAUCCGCAAACCCGCCUCAUUCAUGACCAGCAUCUGUGAUGAGCGAGGACAGGAGCUCAUUUAUGCAGGCAUGCCCAUUACUGAGGUCUUCAAGGAAGAGAUGGGCAUUGGUGGCGUCCUCGGCCUCCUCUGGUUCCAGAGAAGGUUACCCAAGUAUUCCUGCCAGUUCAUUGAGAUGUGCCUGAUGGUGACAGCUGAUCACGGGCCAGCUGUCUCUGGGGCCCACAACACCAUCAUCUGUGCUCGGGCUGGAAAGGACCUGGUCUCCAGCCUCACUUCAGGGCUGCUCACCAUUGGAGAUCGGUUUGGGGGUGCCUUGGAUGCAGCAGCGAAGAUGUUCAGUAAAGCAUUUGACAGUGGCAUUAUCCCCAUGGAGUUUGUGAACAAGAUGAAGAAGGAAGGAAAACUGAUCAUGGGCAUCGGCCACCGAGUGAAGUCGAUAAACAAUCCAGAUAUGCGCGUGCAGAUCCUCAAAGACUUCGUCAAACAGCACUUCCCAGCCACCCCACUGCUUGAUUAUGCCCUGGAAGUGGAGAAGAUUACCACCUCAAAGAAGCCAAAUCUUAUCCUGAACGUGGAUGGUUUCAUUGGUGUUGCCUUUGUGGACAUGCUUAGGAACUGCGGCUCCUUCACCCGGGAAGAAGCUGAUGAAUAUGUUGACAUUGGAGCGCUCAAUGGCAUCUUUGUGCUAGGAAGGAGUAUGGGUUUCAUUGGGCAUUAUCUUGAUCAGAAGAGGCUGAAGCAGGGGCUGUAUCGUCACCCAUGGGAUGAUAUUUCCUAUGUUCUUCCGGAACACAUGAGCAUGUAACUGAGUCAGGAACCCUGCUGUAGUAAAAGGAAGACAAGCGCUCCCUCCUGGGUAAUAAUGGACAGACAGCUGGAAGCAGAGUCCAUCAUAGGCUGGGCCUGGAACAGAAAUAGCCAUUGAUGUACAGGCAUGGAAGACCAACACCUACAGGCUAGUACCCAUUCAGUCCACACAAAGAAGCUUAGUAUUUUUUUUAUAUAUAUAAGCAUAGAAAUUGAAAACCAAUACUUGUGACAUUUGCUCUGCUACCUGCUGUAUCUAUUAUAUGGAAGAAUCUAAGCACUGUCAGAAUAGCGUUCUUCUAGGGCCUUAUGAUGUUGCUUUCUUUUUUUAAUUAGUUAAAAAAUUAUUUUUCCUUUGGAGGAAGGGAAUGCAACUUUUAAGACUUCAAGAUACUGUCUGUCUAUAGGACCCACUGACAUCUGGUGUCCUGAUUUCCAUUCAUCUUCACGCAACAUGAAGAACACUGUAUUAAUCUGAUUUCUAAGGAUCUUUUUUUUCUGUGUUAUGUGUUAAGGGUUUAUUUAGUAUCCCACUGAAAUGUUCUGUGUUACGGAUCAAUGUCUACUUAUGUCAGGGGGAGGGGUGGGACCAUUGCAUCCUUAGCCAUUGUCACCCAUAUGUGGAGUAGUAACUUAAAUGUAAAGUUGUAACAUACGAGUGUUUAAAAUGGAAACGCGAGCAAAAAGCUGUGAAAUGUCUUGUGUCUCAUGUUCUGUGUUUACGCAGCUGAUUUGUCUGUUACUGAAGUGUGGGUCCAAAGACUCAUACAGCUGUUUUGCAUCUGUAACCCACAAAGAUUCUGGGCAGCUGCCACCUCAGUCUCUUCUCUGUAUUAUCAUGUUUGGUUUAAAUAAACUAUACAGUAACAGUGA
Molecule: messenger RNA, 4706 nt
Organism: Peromyscus californicus insignis
Lineage: Eukaryota; Metazoa; Chordata; Mammalia; Rodentia; Cricetidae
Gene: Acly
Product: ATP citrate lyase
Exons: 29
Coding region: 526-3831 (1101 amino acids)
Biological process (GO): tricarboxylic acid cycle; acetyl-CoA biosynthetic process; fatty acid biosynthetic process
Cellular component (GO): cytosol
Molecular function (GO): ATP citrate synthase activity
Source: RefSeq, a predicted model, not a curated record